Molecule: messenger RNA, 13909 nt
Organism: Lutzomyia longipalpis
Lineage: Eukaryota; Metazoa; Arthropoda; Insecta; Diptera; Psychodidae
Gene: uif
Product: sushi, von Willebrand factor type A, EGF and pentraxin domain-containing protein 1
Exons: 16
Coding region: 273-11006 (3577 amino acids)
Biological process (GO): Notch signaling pathway
Molecular function (GO): Notch binding; calcium ion binding
Source: RefSeq, a predicted model, not a curated record
CUUCAGUGAGUGUUGAACCGCUGCCUCGAACGAAGGUUUCUCGCGCGUUCUUACGUUGAGUUUGGUUUAAAUAUAUAUAGGUAUAGAGAUAUCUAUAUAGAGAAGGAGAAGAAGAAAAAAUCUGGUGGUUUCUUGACGGUUGUUUUUUUUUGGGUGAUGGAGUGUGUGCCGAGUGUGUUCCACUUUGCUCAAUAAGUGAUCGCGAGUUAAUGAAUUCCUCACACUAUUGGAUAUAUCAAAGAACAUUUAACUGUUAAGCAACACAAAACACCAUGAGGUCGUUCUCGGCAGCCAUUGCAAUUUGGCUGACCGUUUUUAUUUCUUCAACACUGUCACAGGACAUAUUUUCAUGUACAAAUGGAUGGGAACUUAGAGGAUUGUACUGUUAUAAAUACUUCAAUAUAAAACAUUCAUGGGAGAAAGCAGCAGAGCUCUGUAGAAGAUAUGGAGCAGAACUAGUCGCUAUUGAAUCCUACACGGAGAACAAUGUUACACAAGCCAUAGCUACUAUUGGUGAGCUCAAUAGGAGAUCAUCGGACAAGUACUGGCUGGGUCUGGCAUCGCUGGAUGAUUUGCGAACGAAUACACUUGAAUCAGCGGCAGGAACACUGGUUUCUCAGUACUCUGGCUUCUGGUCACUCAAUCAACCCGAUCCACGAUCUGGGGAGUGCGUUGCUGUGUCCACAGCCAGCAUCAUGCAAUCCUGGGAGUUGAGUACGUGCGAGAGCCUCCUGCCGUUCAUGUGCCGCGCCCCAGCAUGUCCGCAGAACUCCAUUCACUGCGCCAACGGUGCGUGCGUCAAUCAGGCCUUCAAAUGCGAUGGCAAUGAUGACUGUGGCGAUGGCUCCGAUGAACUUGAUUGUCCAGCUUCAUGCCACUUCCACAUGCAAUCCGGUGGGGAUGUGAUUGAGUCACCAAACUUUCCCCACAAAUACGGGGCUCUGGCUAAAUGCAAAUGGACCCUCGAGGGCCCUCAGGGAAGCAAUAUUGUCCUGCAAUUCCAGGAAUUUGACACUGAGAAAACCUUUGACACAGUCCAGGUACUCGUUGGUGGCAGAACAGAGGAUAAAUCCGUCUCAUUGGCCACACUUUCGGGGAAAUUGGAUUUAACGAGUAAACCCUUUGUCACGGCGUCGAAUUUUAUGAUUGUUAAAUUCGUCACGGAUGGGAGUGUUGAGCGAAAGGGUUUCCGUGCCACAUGGAAGACGGAACCACAGGUGUGCAGUGGUACCCUCCAGGCAACGUCUCAGGGACAAAUCCUCACGAGUCCGGGCUAUCCUAAAGUCUACCCUGGUGGCCUUGAAUGCCUCUACAUCAUUCAAGCACAAGCUGGACGAAUAAUCUCUCUGGAAGUUCAAGAUCUCGAUCUCAAUCCCAUUCAGGAUUAUGUGCUGGUCAGAGAUGGCGAUAGCCCCAAGAGUCGUCCUAUUGCACGACUAACCGGGAGAGGGGCGGACAAUGUUAAGGUCAUCAUGAGCACGGGAAAUAAACUCUAUGUGUACUUCAAGACAAAUCUCGGAGAUUCCCGGAAGGGAUUCAGUUUGCGCUAUACCCAAGGAUGCAAAGCAACGAUCUUUGCACGCAAUGGAACAGUAGCCUCCCCGGCAUUUGGCCUCAGUGACUACCCAAGCAAUCAGGAGUGUUUGUUUAAGAUUAAAAAUCCCAAUGGGGGACCUCUUUCACUUCGCUUUGAUCGCUUCAACGUUCAUCCCACGGACUUUGUUCAGGUGUUCGAUGGUGCCUCAACAUCGGGGCUUCGUUUGCACUCUGGAAAUGGAUUUACCGGGACGACAAAGCCCAAAUUGACUCUUACCGCCUCCUCGGGGGAAUUGCUGCUGAAAUUCGUCACAGACGCCCUUCACAAUAGUCCCGGAUGGUCUGCUGUCUUCUCAGCUGAUUGCCCGGAACUUCGCCCAGGGCAGGGAGCUUUGGCAUCAUCGAGAGAUACAGCCUUUGGUACGGUGAUCUCCUUCACGUGCCCUGUGGGUCAAGAAUUUGCAACGGGAAAGAAUAAAUUGAGUACAAUGUGCAUGGAGGGAGGAACAUGGAGUAUUGAGUACAUCCCCAAAUGUCAGGAAGUCUACUGUGGUCCCGUUCCGCAGAUUGACAAUGGCUUCUCCAUUGGGUCAUCCAAUGUAACAUACCGAGGUAUUGCCAUGUAUCAGUGCUAUGCUGGCUUUGCCUUCCCAUCGGGGAGUCCACUUGAGAAGAUUUCCUGCCUUGCCGAUGGCCGGUGGGAGAGACAACCUGCCUGCUUGGCAUCCCAAUGCUCAGCUCUGCCGGAAGUUGCAAAUGCCAAUGUGACUUUGCUCAAUGGUGGCGGACGUAGCUAUGGGACAAUUGUUAAAUUCGAAUGUGCUCCUGGGUAUGAGAGAACCGGGGCACCAGUCCUCAUUUGCAUGUCCAACGGUACGUGGAGCAAUGAUGUGCCCAAAUGCACGAGGAAGCGCUGCUAUUCGUAUCCUGAUGUGAAGAAUGGCUUCAUCGUUGACAUGACCAGGCAGUACUUCUACGGAGAUGAGGCGCGUAUUCAGUGCUACAAAGGAUACAAGCUAAAUGGGAAUAAUAUCAUUAAAUGCGAUGAGAAUCAGGAAUUCAGCAAUCUGCCCACGUGUGAUGAUAUCAAUGAAUGCAGCUCCUCACAGUGCGAUCUCGCAUCGACCGAAUGCAUGAACACAGCUGGAUCAUUUUACUGUCAAUGCAAGAAGGGUUUUGCCCCAACAACUGAAUGUCGUCCUGUUGGGGACUUGGGCCUGGCCAAUGGAGGCAUUUCCGAUGACAGCAUCUCUGUGUCUUCAUCGGAGGAAGGUUACAGUAAGAGCCUUUUGCGACUCACUUCAAGUGGUUGGUGUGGAACAUCCACAGAACCAGGAAGUAGUUGGGUAACAAUUGACUUCAAAGCACCAACAAUCCUCCGGGGAUUCCGCACAAUGUCCGUACAGAGAUCUGAUGGAAUUAUUGCCUUCACAUCGGCCAUUCGUCUUCAGUACACUGAUGAUCUAACAGAUGUCUUCAAGGAUUACGCGAACCCCGAUGGAACAGCCGUUGAAUUCCGCAUUCUGGAACCAACGCUGUCCAUCCUGAAUCUCCCAAUUCCCAUUGAGGCUCGCUACGUGCGCUUCCGCAUCCAGGAUUACGUUAAUUCCCCGUGCAUGCGCCUGGAAGCAAUGGGAUGUACACGAUUGGAUUGUGUGGAUGUUAAUGAGUGCUCAAAGAAUAAUGGUGGAUGCGAUCAGAAGUGCGUCAAUUCACCAGGAAGCUACCAAUGUGCCUGCAAUUCGGGAUAUGAGCUCUACACGACCAAUGGAACAGCUGGAUACAACAUUGAGUUGUCCGAAACUGGUGAGCGUGACGGCGAUACGUUGCAGAAGAAUAAGACAUGCGUUCCAGUAAUGUGUCCAUCACUGGUGGCACCGGAAAAUGGAAAACUCCUCACAACAAAGGCACAACAUCACUUUGGUGAUUUGGUUUCAUUCCAAUGCAACUUUGGCUACGUAAUGUCCGGCAGUGCGUCCCUCCUUUGCCUCUCAAGUGGCCAGUGGAAUGCAACAGUCCCCGAAUGCAUGUAUGCCAAAUGUGUCUCCCUUCCGGAUGAUAAACAAUCCGGCCUGGCUGUUUUGCGCCCCGAUCAGGAGAGUGUUCUCGUGCAAUUCCGUGACAAUGUAACGCUAACGUGCAAUUCUCCGGGAAGGAAGUUGAGGGGAACAGCUAGUUCGGGCUUCCGGCAGUGUGUGUACGACCCGAAACCAGGAUUACCGGAUUAUUGGCUCUCAGGAACAACUCCUGCCUGCCCGAGGGUUGACUGUGGUAUGCCAAUGGCAACUCCCGGAGCGGAAUAUGGGCAAUUUGUUGAUACGAAGUAUCAAAGCUCAUUUUUCUUCGGAUGCCAGAACACCUUUAAGCUUGCGGGGCAAACUGCAAAGCACGACAAUGUUGUACGAUGCCAGGCUAAUGGGAUUUGGGACUUUGGGGAUCUUCGAUGUGAAGGUCCCGUUUGUGAGGAUCCCGGACGACCGAGUGAUGGUAUUCAGCUAGCACGAAGCUAUGAGCAGGGUUCAGAAGUUCUCUUUGGCUGCUCCCGCCCUGGGUAUAUUCUCAUUAAUCCCCGCCCAAUUACGUGCAUGCGUGAACCUGAGUGCAAAGUCAUUAAGCCCCUGGGAAUUUCUUCCGGAAAGAUUCCCGAUAGUGCCAUCAAUGCAACGUCUGAGAGGCCAAAUUACGAAGCAAGAAAUAUUCGUUUGAACUCCGUAACGGGGUGGUGUGGCAAACAGGAGGCAUUCACGUAUGUUAGUGUGGAUUUGGGGAAGGUUUAUCGUGUUAAAGCCAUCCUAGUUAAGGGUGUUGUGACUAAUGACAUCGUAGGACGUCCCACUGAGAUUCGUUUCUUCUACAAGCAAAGUGAAAAUGAAAACUACGUCGUUUACUUCCCGAAUUUCAAUCUAACAAUGAGAGAUCCUGGGAAUUAUGGGGAAUUAGCAAUGAUCACACUGCCAAAGUAUGUUCAGGCGCGUUUUGUAAUCCUUGGCAUUGUCAGCUACAUGGAUAAUGCUUGUUUGAAGUUCGAAUUGAUGGGAUGUGAAGAGCCCAAGGCGGAACCAUUGCUUGGCUAUGACUACGGGUACUCCCCAUGUGUUGAUAAUGAACCACCGGUCUUCCAGAAUUGCCCACAGCAACCGAUUGUGGUGAAACGCGAUGAGAAUGGCGGGGUGUUGCCGAUUAAUUUCACCGAACCAACGGCAAUUGAUAAUUCCGGAUCAAUUGCACGGCUCGAAGUGAAGCCACAGAGCUUCAAGACGCCCAUUCACAUUUUCCAGGAUACCGUUGUGAAGUACGUUGCCUUUGAUUACGAUGGGAAUGUGGCUAUUUGUGAGAUUAACAUCACAGUUCCGGAUGUGACGCCACCGCUGCUAACAUGCCCACAGAGCUAUGUGAUUGAAUUGGUGGAUAAGCAAGAUAACUACAUGGUGAAUUUCAAUGAAACACGCAAAAGGAUUAAGACAUCCGAUGAUUCAGGCGAUGUGCAUCUCACCUUCAUCCCUGAGCGCGCAACAAUCCCCAUUGGAGCCUUUGAGAAUGUCACCGUUGUGGCGAGAGAUAGAUUCAACAAUAAAGCUUCAUGCCACUUCCAGGUUUCCAUUCAAGCCACCCCAUGUGUUGAUUGGGAGCUCCAGCCACCCGUUAAUGGGGCUAUUAACUGCCUUCCUGGGGAUAAGGGUAUUGAAUGCAUAGCCACGUGUCGUCCUGGAUUCCGUUUCACUGACGGUGAACCCGUAAAGACGUUCUCUUGUGAACAUUCUCGCCUCUGGCGUCCAACAUCAGUCGUUCCGGAUUGUGUGUCGGAGAAUACGCAACAAGCUGACUACCACGUAGUCGCCACGAUGACGUACCGUGCCAAUGGCGUUGUAGCUCCAUCGUGUUUGCCACAGUAUCAAGAUCUAAUGGCUCAGUACUAUGGGAAUCUCAAUCAAGUCCUCUCGCAGCGUUGUUCAGCCGUCAAUGUUAACAUGAAUGUCUCCUUUGUGCGCUCCGUACCGACUCUCCUGGAGGAUAAUAUGCUCAAAAUUGACUACAUCCUGGUGAUCAUCCCAGCCGUGAGGCAACCACAGUUGUACGAUCUCUGUGGCUCUACGCUCAAUUUGAUCUUUGACCUGGGAGUGCCGUAUGCAAGUGCCAUCAUUGAACCCCUGCUGAAUGUCUCAAGUAUUGGGAAUCAGUGUCCACCCCUGCGUGGGUUGAAGAGCUCAAUCACACGUGGAUUCACCUGCAGUGUCGGUGAGGUUCUCAAUAUGGACACAAAUGAUGUACCACGAUGCCUUCAUUGUCCCGCGGGAACGUUUGCUGGAGAAGGUCAACGCAUGUGUACAUCCUGCCCACGAGGAUUCUACCAGAAUCGUGAUCGUCAGGGAGCGUGCUUGCGUUGCCCCCCAGGAACGUAUACAAAGGAAGAGGGAUCAAAGGGAAUUGCAGCUUGUAUCCCUGUCUGUGGGUAUGGAACGUACUCCCCAACGGGGCUUGUGCCUUGCCUUGAAUGCCCACGGAAUUCAUACUCAGGAGAACCACCAACGGGUGGCUUUAAGGAUUGUCAAGCCUGCCCCGCGGGAACAUUCACCUUCCAACCAGCUGCAGCUGGGAAGGAUCUGUGUCGUCCUAAAUGUGCCCUGGGUACGUAUUCAUCAACAGGCCUCGCUCCGUGCUCUCCCUGUCCGGUGAACUUCUACCAAGCAAUGCCAGGAUCAAUGAGCUGCAAUGAAUGCCCAACGAAUAUGAAGACUGACAAAGCUGGAGCCACGGGACGUGAGGAAUGCAAACCCGUUGCGUGUCAGGAGACAACGUGCCAACAUGGAGGGCUCUGUAUCCCAAUUGGGCAUAGUGUUCAGUGCUUCUGCCCAGCUGGCUUCAGUGGACGUCGCUGUGAGGUGGACAUUGAUGAAUGUGCCUCCCAGCCGUGCUUCAACGGUGGCACAUGCGUUGAUCUUCCUCAGGGCUAUCGCUGUCAAUGCCCUGCUGGGUACUCAGGGAUGAAUUGCCAGGAGGAAGUGUCUGAUUGCCGGAACAACACAUGCCCAGCCAGGGCAAUGUGUAAGAAUGAACCGGGCUACAAUAAUUACACCUGCCUCUGUCGCAGUGGCUACACAGGUGUUGAAUGUGACAUCACCAUCGAUCCUUGCACUGCCAAUGGGAAUCCCUGCUCCAAUGGAGCUACCUGUAUUGCUCUCCAACAGGGAAGGUACAAAUGUGAAUGCCUACCCGGAUGGGAAGGUCCAGCGUGUGAGACAAACAUUGAUGAUUGUGCUGAACGCCCAUGCCUCCUUGGGGCUAAUUGUACGGAUCUUGUGAAUGAUUUCAACUGUGCCUGCCCACCGGGAUUCACGGGGAAACGAUGCCAGGAGAAGAUUGACUUGUGCUUAUCGGAGCCCUGCAAGUAUGGCACGUGUGUUGAUAGGCUCUUCACAUAUGAGUGUGUCUGCCAUCCUGGAUGGACUGGGAUUAAUUGCAAUGUCAACAUGAAUGAUUGCGCAAGUAGUCCGUGCGAGAAUGCCGGGCAGUGUAUUGAUCUCGUUGAUGGGUACACGUGCACGUGUGAGCCAGGAUACACCGGGAAGAAUUGUCAGCAUCACAUUGAUGACUGUCAGAGUGAUCCAUGCCAGAAUGGAGCGACGUGCAUUGAUCAACUCGAUGGAUUUAUGUGCAAAUGUCGUCCUGGAUUUGUGGGGCUGCAGUGUGAGGCGGAGAUUGAUGAAUGCCUGAGUGAUCCAUGCAAUCCCGUUGGCACAGAGCGCUGCCUCGACUUGGACAAUCGUCAUGCUUGCCUCUGCCGCGAAGGCUUCACGGGGGCAUCGUGUGAAACAGACAUUGAUGACUGCGAGAACUCUCCGUGCCUCAAUGGGGGAACAUGCCGUGAUCGUAUUGGUGGCUUUGAGUGCCUCUGCCUCGACGGAUGGAGUGGCGAUCGCUGCCAGAAAGCCAUCACAAUGUGCUCAACACAGAAACCCUGUCAAAAUGACGCCACGUGCAUUGAUCUCUUCCAGGACUUCUUCUGUGUGUGCCCCAGUGGAACAGAUGGGAAGCAAUGUGAAACAGCUCCUGAACGAUGCAUCGGGAAUCCCUGUAUGCAUGGUGGUAAAUGCCGAGAUUUCGGCUCUGGGCUCAAUUGCUCCUGCCCCAUGGAUUACGCCGGGAUUGGGUGCCAAUAUGAGUUUGAUGCAUGCGAAGCAGGAGUUUGCCAGAAUGGAGCAACGUGCAUUGACAAUGGAGCUGGGUAUCAGUGUGUCUGUGCCCCUGGAUUCACAGGGCAGAACUGUGAGAAAGACAUUGUUGAUUGCAAAGAAAACUCCUGCCCACCUGGUGCAACAUGUAUCGAUCUAACGGAGAGAUUCUACUGCCAAUGCCCAUUCAAUCUCACCGGUGAUGAUUGCAGGAAGACCAUUCAAGUGGACUAUGAUUUGUACUUUAGUGAUGCAGUGAGGUCGACAGCAGCACAAGUUGUUCCCUUCUACACAGGAGGUGCUGAAAGUCUAACACUCGCCAUGUGGGUGCAAUUCACGCAGAAGGACGAUUCAGGAAUCUUCUACACACUCUACGCUGUGGACUCGGCGCAUGUUCCCACAAAACGACGAAUGCUCCUUCAGGCGCAUUCAAGUGGUGUCCAAAUUUCCCUCUUCCCCGAUCUUCAGGAUGCCUUCCUGUCGUUCCGGGAGUAUGCAACAGUCAAUGAUGGGCAGUGGCAUCAUGUUGCAGUUGUUUGGGAUGGCAGAGCUGGGCAAUUAAUGCUAAUCACAGAAGGAUUAAUUGCUUCCAAGGCUGAAUACGGUGGUGGACGACAACUUCCGGAAUACGCUUGGGCUGUUCUUGGACGUCCACAGCCAGAGAGUGGUUUAACAGCGGGAGCAACAUACGCCGAGGCAGGUUUCCAGGGAAAGAUCACGAAAGCACAAAUUUGGGGACGUGCUCUGGAUGUAACGUCGGAGCUUCAGAAGCAAGUUCGUGAUUGUCGCAGUGAACCUGUUCUCUAUCGUGGAUUAAUUCUCAACUGGGCUGGCUAUGAACUCACUUCCGGUGGCGUUGAGCGCAGUGUUCCAUCUUCGUGUGGACAGAAGAAGUGCUCUCCAGGGUACACGGGGCCACAGUGUCAGCAGUUGGAGGUUGACAAGGAGCCACCGCAUGUUGAACACUGUCCUGGAGAUUUGUGGGUGAUAGCACGCAAUGGAUCGGCUGUUGUGAACUGGGAUGAGCCGCAUUUCAGCGAUAACAUUGGAGUGGUGAAGAUUGCCGAGAAGAAUGGACAUCGUCCCGGCCAAACGCUGCUCUGGGGAAGCUACGACAUUACCUACGUGGCAGCUGAUGCAGCAGGAAAUACCGCAACGUGCACAUUCAAAGUUUCCCUUCUCCCUGAAUUCUGUCCACCUCUGGCUGAUCCUCUCGGUGGGACGCAAGUUUGCAAAGAUUGGGGAGCAGGUGGGCAAUUCAAGGUGUGCGAAAUUGCCUGUCAUCCCGGAUUGCGAUUCUCCGAGCCCAUUCCGGAGUUCUACACGUGCGGUGCUGAAGGUUUCUGGCGCCCAACUAAUGAUCCCUCAAAGCCCCUCGUUUACCCAUCGUGCUCACCCGCUAAGCCAGCACAGCGUGUCUUCCGCAUUAAGAUGCUCUUCCCAUCGGAUGUGUUGUGCAAUGAAGCUGGCCAAGGGGUCCUGAGGCAACGCGUGAAGAAUGCCGUGAAUUCCCUCAAUAGAGACUGGAACUUCUGCUCGUACUCCACGGAGGGAUCACGCGAAUGCAAAGAUCUCCAAAUUGACGUAAAUUGCGAUCACUACCGCGGUGGGAAUUCCAAUCGUGUCAAACGACAGAGUUCAUCCGGUACAGACGAUGAUGGUGGAAUCUACGUGCUUGAUGCUCAAAUUCCAGUUGAAAAUGAGACCGCAGGAGAUACUGCAAGCAGAAAUCGCCAAGGAAGGCAACAAAAUGGUGAUACAUACACACUGGAGAUCGCUUUUCCGGCAGUCAAUGAUCCUGUCCUCCAUUCAUCAACUGGCGAGAGAACCGACGUACGGACACUUCUGCAGAAGUUAAUUCUGGAAGAAGAUCAAUUUGCUGUGCAGGAUAUCCUGCCGAAUACAGUCCCGGAUCCAGCUUCAUUGGAUCUCACAUCGGAGUACGCCUGUCCCGUUGGGCAGGUUGUCAUGGUGCCCGAUUGUGUGCCAUGCGCUGUGGGGACGUUCUACGAUACGACCAAUAAGACCUGCGUGCCGUGCCCACGUGGUCACUAUCAGUCUGAAACGGGACAACUGCAGUGCUCCAAAUGCCCCAAUAUUGCCGGACGUCCGGGUGUUACGGUGGGCCCGGGAGCACGAUCGGCGGCUGAUUGCAAGGAACGCUGUCCAGCUGGGAAAUUCCUCGAUCCCGACACUGGGCUGUGCCGCCCAUGCGGGUAUGGCUUCUUCCAGCCACGUGAGGGAUCAUUCUCGUGCGAACUCUGCGGGUUGGGGCAGACAACACGUUCGGCGGAAUCAACGUCGCGCGAGGAGUGUCGCGAUGAGUGUGCCAGCGGCAUGCAGUUGGGUGCUGAUGGAAAGUGCGAACCUUGCCCUCGAGGCACAUACCGCACACAAGGUGUUCAACCAGCGUGUCAUACUUGCCCACUGGGUCGCACCACUCCCAAGGUUGGAGCCUCAUCCGUCGAGGAAUGCUCAUUGCCAGUUUGUACACCAGGAACUUACCUCAAUGGCUCAAUGAAUAUGUGUGUGGAAUGCGAAAAGGGCUUCUACCAGCCGGAAUCUCAGAAGACAUCAUGUAUUCCAUGCCCACCGAAUCACAGUACAAACACAACAGCAGCGACAAGCAAAGCUGAGUGCAUCAACCCAUGCGAGACGAUAACUGAAGGUCAGGCGCACUGUGAUCCAAAUGCAUACUGCAUUCUAGUGCCAGAAACUUCCGAUUUUAUGUGCAAGUGCAAGCCGGGUUUCAAUGGAACAGGAAUGCAGUGCAUAGAUGUUUGCGAUAACUUCUGCGAGAAUUCCGGCACGUGCGUAAAGGAUCUCAAGGGAACACCUUCGUGCCGAUGCGCAGGUUCCUUUACAGGACCUAAAUGCGCCGAACGUUCGGAGUUUGCCUACAUUGCAGGCGGUAUUGCGGGCGCGGUGAUCUUCAUCAUUGUAAUUGUCUUGCUAAUAUGGAUGAUUUGUGUGCGAUCGCAAAAGAGGAAGGAUCCCAAGAAGAUGUUGGCGCCGGCAAUAGAUCAAACAGGGUCACAAGUUAACUUCUACUACGGUGCACAGACACCCUAUGCCGAGAGUAUAGCACCGUCGCACCACAGCACCUACGCUCACUACUACGACGACGAAGAGGAUGGAUGGGAAAUGCCGAAUUUCUACAAUGAAACCUACAUGAAGGAGGGCUUGCAUGGGGCUAAAGUCAACUCCCUGGCCCGAUCCAAUGCAUCACUCUACGGUACUAAAGAAGAUCUCUACGACAGACUUAAACGUCACGCUUACACAGGAAAGAAAGGUAGAUAAAAGUGAUAGCGAUAGUGAAGGACAAUGAAAGUGGAAAAAAAACGAACAUCACACUCACAUCGAGAGAAGGCAUCCUUAAGACGAGGUAAUUUAAUUGAAAAGAAGAAAAUUUGAGUAGUUUCCCACUGUAUUUAUCUGAGCACGUACAUUUUCCCCCCUUAUUGUUUCCUCCUUUUAUUUUUUUUUCUUAGUUUAUUCUGUCUGUUAAAAAAAGAAAAGAAAAACUUUUUUUUUACUCAUAAAUAGGGCUCAAAUUGGGAGGGAAAAAAUCGAGUCAAUAUAUUUUUUGAUUAAUAAGAAAAAAUGCUUUUACAUAAAAAAAACUUUAAGAAAAAAGAAACUCAAAAAAUGACUUAUGGUGCUAUGCAGGAAAAGAAUGUCAAGAGAAAAUGAUCAUGACAUUUUUUCCUGACAUUUUUUUGUCAUUCCCUCUCACUCCCACUAAUGUAUUUCUGUAUCUUUCGUCUUUCUCUGACGCAUGCUUCCGACAUUUUCAUCAUUCUUUUCUGUGCACUCAACAUGUUUUUCAUUUCGUAUUAUUUUCUCGAUAUUUGGGGAUAUUUUUCCGUGAAAAAGUGAAAAUGGGCUUUGCUGAAGUGUUCUCAGUGCCAGGAAAGCCGUGAAAAGUGGAAAUUUAUGGUAAUUUAGCGGCCAAAUAUGUGAAAAUGCGCGAAGUGAAAAAUCAAAACAUUCUUUCCCUGACCAAUUUUUACGGGAUAUUUUUCUGUAUUUUCACGACACAAAUCACUUCCUGCAGGUUUUUUGGACUUGCCCACAGGUCAUCUGCAACAUGGAAGGUCUGUGUGGGGUCAGGGAAAUGCUUCCUGUGUGGUGGAAUCCCACCUGAACGCGGAAAAAAUUGGUCCGGGAGUGAAUGUUUUGCUAUAGAAACUGCACUGUUUUCACUUAUUUGACCGAUAAAUACCCACGAUUUUCCACUUUUCACACUUUCACAUACACUAAGAACACUUCCACAAGCCGCUUUUCACUUUUCCCGAGAUAAAAUAUCACAAUUUACAGAGAAAAUUGCAGAAAACUAACAAAUACGUUGACUUCACAAGAGCUGGAAAAAGAAUGACAGAAAAAAACAUGUUCCUGCGACAUUCUUUUUCAAGCUCUUGCGUAGUCAACACGUUUCUUAGUUUUCUGCAAUUUUCUCUGUAAAUUGUGAUAUUUUAGCUCGGGAAAAGUGAAAAGCGACUUGUGGAAGUGUUCUAAGUGCCUGUGAAAAUGUGAAAAGUGGAAAAUCGUGGGUAUUUAUCGGCCAAAUAAGUGAAAACAGUGAAGUUCGACAGCAAAACAUUCACUCCCGGACAAAGUUUUUUCCGCGUUCAGGUGGGAUUCCACCACCCAGAAAGCAUUUCCCUGACCCCAAGCAGACCUUCCCUCUGCAGAUGACCUGUAGGAAGGUACAAAAAGCCCGCAAGAAGUGAUUUGUGUGGUCAAAAUCCAGAAAAGUAUCCCGUAAAAAUUGGUCAGGGAAAGAAUAUUUUGAUUUUUCACUUCGCGCAUUUUCACAUAUUUGGCCGCUAAAUGACCAUAAAUUUCCACUUUUCACGGCUUUCCUGGCACUGAGAACACUUCAGCAAAGCCCAUUUUCACUUUUUCACGGAAAAAUAUCCCCAAAUACUGAGAAAAUAAUACGAAAUGAAAAACAUGUUGAGUGCACAAAAAAGAAUGAUGAAAAUGUCGGAAGCAUGCGUCAGAGAAAGACGAAAGAUACAGAAAUACAUUAGUGGGAGUGAGAGGGAAUGACAAAAAAUGUCAGGAAAAAAUGUCAUGAUCAUUUUCUCUUGACAUGAGAUUCCUGCAUAGCACCAUUAAUUCUUAGGAAAAAUAUUAUGUGUUGAAGAAAAGGAAAGAAAGAAAAGAUUGAGGAUUUGAAAAAAAUAAAGUCAAAUUAGUUAAAUGAAAUGAGAAAAUUGAGUUUAAAUAUAGAAAGAAAGGAAAAUCCUCAAUCUCAAAGGAAUGAUAGAAAUACUCAAAAUAUUUAAUUUACCCCAUUUCGUCUCUAAUUUUCAUAUUAAAAAAAUCUUUUUAAAAUAAAAUGCAAAUAUAAAAAAAUGUUGUAUAGAUAUUUACCUACUGUAAUAAAUAUGUUUUUAUACAGAAGUGUGGAGAGAGUAAUUUUUCCCAAUUAAGAUAAAAAAAAUACCCCUACUUUGUAAUUAAUACAUAGAAUGUUAAUUACCAAAGUUAAGAACGAUUCAAAUGGAUUUUUAUUUCAAUUUUAUCACGACAGUCAGCAAUUUAGUUUUCAAAGAAUAAAAGGUCUGUGGAUUCUGUUGGGUAUUUUUUUUAUCAAGAAUGUAGUCUAGACACUUUUUUCAGCAAUCAAUUGCUAUAAAAUUGAUUUGAUGAAUAAUUUUUUUAAAGAGUUUUUGAGAGCUUUGAUACUUUGCCCAUCUAAGACAAAAAAGAAAAUAAUUUGGGUUUAUUCAGUGGAUAAUUUUUCUUUUAUCUUCUUUAUGGCAAAUAAAAUAUUUUAUGGUAGUCUAGACACACUACAAAAAAAUAAUUCUUAUAAAACGAAUUUUACAUCAAAAAAUCGAUUAUCCAUAGAAUUGAGGCCAAAAAGCUGUAAGAAUCUUCCGAGAAAAAUUAAAGAACAAAAUGCUGACAAACGCCAAGAAAAAAUCUAUUUGAAUCGUUGAGGUGGUGAGAGAUUUAGAAAACGAAUAUUCUUGUAUAAUUUGUAAUUUUCUCCCGAGUCUUUAAUUUAAUUCUCCUUUUUUUAAUAUAAAAAAAAUCCAUCCUCUUUUGGAAGAUUUUCCAAAAAAAAAUUUACCACAAAUUGUAAUGAUUUGUUCAUAUAUAUUUUUUUUAAAGUAAAUGCUGAAGAUUUGAAAGAGAGGAAGAAAAAUGUAUAAUGAGAAAAUAAAAGAAAAGAUCAAUUCAGUGAU